Lycium barbarum (goji berry) is the source of this 1159-nucleotide messenger RNA. RefSeq lists its product as uncharacterized. Gene Ontology annotation, molecular function: DNA binding; protein heterodimerization activity; structural constituent of chromatin. The record is from RefSeq and is a predicted model, not a curated record. Gene Ontology annotation, cellular component: nucleosome. Lineage: Eukaryota; Viridiplantae; Streptophyta; Magnoliopsida; Solanales; Solanaceae. The transcript is spliced from 3 exons. The coding region runs from base 1 to 984 and encodes 327 amino acids.
AUGAGGGUGGCAUAUGGCGAAGCCGCAUAUGAUGAGACCACUAAGGUGGUUUCUCGGGUUGAGAGGUUUCCAGUAAGGUUGACAACUAGAGGAACUACUGGAGAUGAUGAUGAAGUACUCGGAUUACUGGAUGAAGUGCUGGUUGCGAGACUUGGAGAAAUGGAUGACGAAGACUCAGCGGGAGGCAUGGCUGGUAGAUUUGAUGCAACUACUGUUGGAUCUGGAGUGGUAGUGGGGAGAUUGUUUGGUAAGGAUAUCGGGGAGGAUGCCCAAGUAACUAGCUUUGAUAUCCACGUGUCAAAUACUCAUUGUUACUUUAGUAGCACAUGGAUCCAAUCCGAGCAAUCCUCUCUUAUCCAAUCUCCAUCGUCAAUUCAAAAUCUCAAUCAACGAGCAGAAUUCACUCUCAAUCACCUCAAGCCCAAAAGGUUCAAAUCUCUUUUCCAAAAUUUUCAACCUUCCCGCUCUCCAUAUCUCUCUAUAUAUCCUCCAUUACCCAUUUCUUUAAUUCACCAUUCUAGCAGAACUUCAAUUUUCUCUCAAUAUACAUUCAAUUCCUUCUUAUUCGCUAAAAUGGCCCGCACUAAGCAAACAGCUCGCAAAUCCACAGGUGGAAAGGCUCCAAGGAAGCAGCUAGCUACCAAGGCUGCCAGAAAAUCUGCUCCAGCGACCGGAGGAGUGAAGAAGCCUCACCGUUUCAGGCCAGGAACUGUUGCUCUAAGAGAAAUCAGGAAGUACCAGAAGUCAACUGAGUUGUUGAUAAGGAAGCUUCCAUUCCAGAGGCUUGUAAGGGAAAUAGCACAGGAUUUCAAGACAGAUCUGAGGUUUCAGAGUAGUGCUGUUGCUGCUCUACAAGAGGCUGCUGAGGCGUAUCUCGUUGGGCUCUUUGAAGAUACGAAUCUCUGUGCAAUUCAUGCUAAGAGGGUUACAAUUAUGCCAAAGGAUAUUCAGCUUGCUAGGAGGAUUCGUGGAGAAAGGGCUUAGGAACAAGCUUGUUAGUGUUUAUCUGUUCGAUGUUUCUUAUUUGCAUCUGUUGUUGGAAUUCUAGGGUUAGGUGGUGUAAAUCCAAUUGAGUAACUGAUUUCAGUAUGUGUAAACUGUUGGUUUACUUGUAUUCUGGAUCUUAUCAAUGAAAUUUGUUGUACUUCUUUUUGUUCAA